Akanthomyces muscarius is the source of this 1494-nucleotide messenger RNA. RefSeq lists its product as uncharacterized. Gene Ontology annotation, biological process: intracellular monoatomic cation homeostasis; protein phosphorylation; intracellular signal transduction. The coding region runs from base 1 to 1494 and encodes 497 amino acids. The record is from RefSeq and is a predicted model, not a curated record. Gene Ontology annotation, molecular function: ATP binding; protein serine/threonine kinase activity. NCBI's taxonomy places the organism in Eukaryota, Fungi, Ascomycota, Sordariomycetes, Hypocreales, Cordycipitaceae. The transcript has 2 exons.
AUGCCCGAGUCAAAACCUAGCUCUGCUCCGAGCUCUAAACCUUCCUCCAUCAAGUCCACUGAUGGCGUAAAGAGGUCUCCCGGCCUUCGUCCUGAGGACGCUGAAGGCCCCUCGCCCGCUGGCAGCGACUACGGCAAGCCUUCGGAGAAGGCAUCUGUCAAAGAUCGCCUCACUCGCAUGUUCUCCUCCAAGGACACCUCUCGCGCUGCUACCCCGAGUGUCACUGCCAAUGGUGUCACCAAUGGCAGCGGCGAGGCCGGUGGCCGCUCUCGUGGAUCCUCCCUCAACGGCACCUCGGCUCCCAAGAUCGUCAAGGACGCCGCUACCGAUAAGCCGGCCGACAAGGACAAGCCUGCCCAAGCCCAAGUAAAGCCUUCCACUCCCAAGGAAGGCAGUACUCGCUUCAUGCCCAACCCCGACGUACAGGGCGCUCAUGAGCACUACCUCAAGUCCAGUCGUCGUCAGGAGAAGCUCUCCGACAUGUGGCGUAGUCUUAUUGGCAAAAAGGCUGAGCCAACCCCCGACAGCGAUCUUUCUCUCGUCUCCAACUGGGUCGACUCCUUGCGCCAGGAAAAGGAAAACGCUGCCAACGGUACCAAGCUCGGCGUAAACAGCGCGUCUACGACUCUCGUUGAAAAGUACGGCAAGUGCCAGGAGAUUGUCGGCCGCGGUGCCUUUGGUAUUGUCCGCAUCUCUCACAAGAAGCUUGGCGCCGGUGAGAAGCUCUUCGCCGUCAAGGAAUUCCGUCGACGCCCCGAAGAAACCGAGAAGAAGUACAGCAAACGUCUCACCGCCGAGUUUUGCAUUUCCUCGUCCCUCCGCCAUCCCAACGUCAUCCACACCCUUGACUUGCUUAAGGAUGCCAAAGGUGACUACUGCGAAGUCAUGGAAUUCUGCGCCGGAGGCGAUCUCUAUACUCUUAUUUUGUCUAGUGGCAAGCUCGAGGUCCAGGAAGCCGACUGCUUUUUCAAGCAAAUGAUGAGAGGUGUCGAGUAUCUUCACGAAAUGGGCGUAGCCCACCGUGAUCUCAAACCUGAGAACCUGCUCCUCACCACUCGAGGCGCUCUCAAAAUCACAGACUUUGGCAAUGGUGAGUGCUUCCGCAUGGCCUGGGAGACUGACGCGCACAUGGUCUCCGGUCUGUGCGGCUCUGCGCCUUAUAUUGCCCCCGAAGAAUACACCGACAAGGAAUUCGAUGCACGCGCCGUCGACGUUUGGGGCUGCGGUGUUAUUUACAUGGCCAUGCGUACUGGCCGUCAUCUCUGGCGCGUUGCCAAGAAGGAGGACGACGAGUUUUACGCUCGCUAUCUCGAGGGACGUCGCGACGAAGACGGCUACGGACCUAUUGAGUCUCUGCAUAGGGCUCGCUGUCGCAACGUCAUCUACUCUGUUCUCGAUCCUCAUCCCACAAGACGCCUAACAGCUGCGCAGGUGCUCAAGUCCGAAUGGGUGCGCGAGGUAAAACUUUGCAAGGCCGGCGAGGAGGGCCUCUAA